Nymphaea colorata (pocket water lily) is the source of this 908-nucleotide messenger RNA. Its product is annotated as eukaryotic translation initiation factor 4E-1-like. Bases 25 to 723 code for a protein of 232 amino acids. Gene Ontology annotation, cellular component: cytoplasm; eukaryotic translation initiation factor 4F complex. Gene Ontology annotation, molecular function: translation initiation factor activity; RNA 7-methylguanosine cap binding. NCBI's taxonomy places the organism in Eukaryota, Viridiplantae, Streptophyta, Magnoliopsida, Nymphaeales, Nymphaeaceae. Gene Ontology annotation, biological process: translational initiation. The transcript is spliced from 5 exons. The record is from RefSeq and is a predicted model, not a curated record.
UGGGCGUGUGCGUGAGAGAGAGAGAUGGCGGAAGGCGAAGAAGCGCAGAGGCAUUCAUCGGAGGAGGCGACGUCGGAGGGGCGGCCGGCGACGGGAGCAUCGGCGGAAGACACGGAAGUGGAGGACGGAGAGAUCGUCGACGACGGCUCGGGCAGCGCUGCUUUGGCAGUGGAGCGGCCCAUCGAGAACGCCCACCCUUUAGAGCACUCGUGGACCUUCUGGUUCGACAAUCCAUCGGGGAAGAAUCGUCAGGCUACUUGGGGCAGCUCCAUCCGCGCCAUCCACACCUUCUCCACCGUCGAGGAGUUCUGGGGGCUUUACAACAAUAUAAUUCCACCAAGCAAGUUGGUUGCUGGUGCAGAUUUUCAUUGCUUUAAGAACAAAAUUGAGCCAAAGUGGGAGGAUCCAGUUUGUUCUAAUGGAGGAAAAUGGAGUGUUAGCUGUUCCAGGGGGAAAGCUGAUAAAUGGUGGCUCUACACUCUGUUGGCCAUGAUUGGAGAACAGUUUACAGAUGGUGAUGAAAUUUGUGGAGCUGUUGUUAAUGUUCGUGCAAAGCAGGAUAAAUUAGCAUUGUGGACCAAAAAUGCUGCCAAUCAAACUGCUCAGCUUAGCAUUGGGAAGGAGUGGAAGGAAUUUCUAGACUAUAAUGACACCAUUGGUUUCAUUGUUCAUGAUGACGCAAAGAAACAUGACCGACUGGCGAAGAGUCGUUACAACAUAUGAUUUUGAAUUCCUAGAUUUUGCAAACGUGAUGUAAAUGUUAUCUUUUUGAGACGUGAUGACAGGUUCCUUAAGAACCAUUGUUAACUUCCCAGCGUAAGGAAGUUGCUCAGACGCUUCUUUUUACUUGGUUCUUACAGACAGAAGGCAGUGAUGAAUGGAAAUUUUUUUUUCUCUUUUUGCUUUCA